AUGGCUCCUCUCACCACCGAGCUCUCCACCCCCAUCACUGGUACCUACCAGCAGCCCAUCGGCCUCUUCAUCGACGGCAAGUGGGUUGAGGGUGUCGACAAGAAGAAGUUCGAGGUCAUCAACCCCUCCACCGAGGAGGUCAUCACCUCCAUCUGCGAGGGUACCGAGAAGGAUAUCGACCUGGCCGUCGCCGCUGCCCGCAAGGCUUUCGAGGGCGAGUGGAAGAAGACCACUCCCCAGCAGCGAGGCAACCUCCUCCUCAAGCUCGCCGACCUCGCCGAGAAGAACCUCGACCUCCUCGCUGCCGUCGAGUCCCUCGACAACGGCAAGUCCAUCACCAACGCCCGUGGCGAUGUCGGUGCCGUCGUCGGCUGCCUCCGCUACUAUGGUGGUUGGGCCGACAAGAUCGAGGGCAAGACCAUCGACAUUUCCCCCGACAUGUUCCACUACACCCGCUCUGAGCCCAUUGGUGUCUGCGGUCAGAUCAUCCCCUGGAACUUCCCUCUUCUCAUGCUGGCAUGGAAGAUUGGCCCUGCCCUGGCCACCGGUAACACCAUUGUCAUGAAGACUGCUGAGCAGACUCCUCUCUCCGCCCUUGUUUUCACCCAGUUCGUUGAGCAGGCUGGUUUCCCUGCUGGUGUCUUCAACCUCGUCUCCGGCUACGGCAAGACCGCUGGUGCCGCCCUCUCCGCCCACAUGGACGUUGACAAGAUUGCCUUCACUGGCUCCACUGUCAUCGGCCGAACCAUCAUGAAGGCUGCUGCUUCUUCCAACCUCAAGAAGGUCACCCUCGAGCUUGGUGGCAAGUCCCCCAACAUCGUCUUCGACGACGCCGACAUCGAGGAGGCCAUCAACUGGGUCAACUUCGGUAUCUACUACAACCACGGACAGUGCUGCUGCGCCGGUACCCGUAUCUACGUCCAGGAGUCCAUCUACGACAAGUUCCUUGCCGCCUUCAAGAAGCGAGCUGAGGAGAACAAGGUCGGCGACCCCUUCAACGAGGAGACCUUCCAGGGCCCCCAGGUUUCUCAGCUCCAGUACGACCGUAUCAUGAGCUACAUCCAGUCCGGUAAGGACGAGGGUGCUACCGUCCUCACCGGUGGUGAGCGCCUCGGCGACAAGGGUUACUUCAUCAAGCCCACCAUCUUCUCCGAUGUCCGCCCCGACAUGAAGAUCAUGCAGGAGGAGAUCUUCGGCCCCGUCUGCGCCAUCUCCAAGUUCAAGGAUGAGGAGGAGGUCAUCAACCUGGCCCACGACACCGCCUACGGUCUGGCUGCCGCCGUCCACACCAAGAACAUCAACACCGCCAUCCGCGUGUCCAACAGCCUCAAGGCCGGCACCGUUUGGGUCAACUGCUACAACAUGCUUCACCACCAGCUCCCCUUCGGCGGUUACAAGGAGUCUGGUAUUGGUCGCGAGCUUGGCGAGGCUGCUCUGGCCAACUACACCCAGAACAAGUCUGUCGGCAUCAAGCUGUACUAA
This is a messenger RNA of Fusarium keratoplasticum, 1482 nucleotides long. RefSeq lists its product as uncharacterized. Bases 1 to 1482 code for a protein of 493 amino acids. Lineage: Eukaryota; Fungi; Ascomycota; Sordariomycetes; Hypocreales; Nectriaceae. Gene Ontology annotation, molecular function: aldehyde dehydrogenase (NAD+) activity. The transcript has 2 exons. The record is from RefSeq and is a predicted model, not a curated record.